AUGGGCUUAUAUAAAUCACAGGACCACACACGUCUCCACGUCCUCCCUCUUCCUUACCCCCCUCUCCUCCUUCCCCACGCAAGGCUCACUCUCCCAAUCCCGCAUGUGGUCGCACAAGCCCUCGUCGAACUCUUACGCGACUCUCAGUCAGCAGGUCUACCCAGUUCACUCGUCAUAGCGGCAGUGCCUGUGCCUCCUCCUGCUGGCACAGCGGGAGAAGGGGAUGACCUGGGCUUGGGAUGGGGAGUAGAGGACGGGAGAAGGCUGCACACGACAGGAGUCAGUGCUAGCCUCGUAAGGCUCUCACUCGGAUCAGGCCAAGUCGACGUCCUCACUCUGCAAGGGAUCUCUCGCCUGCAUCUUCCCGAUCCGCCUCAGACACCGCUGGACCCCCUCCCCGUGCACAGGGUCAAGUUCCCCCGUGUUUCGGGAGAAUCGGUGGACCCCGCAAAGUUCGAGGAAUGGAGGGAGAAGGCACUCAGGGUCGUUAGUGGUAGGGAGAGGGAUGCGGAGAGGAGGGAAGGGAAAGAGGGUUCAGCAAGGGCAUGGGCGAGGCUCGGAGAGAUUGUAGCUGGUGUGGGCGUCGAACGCGCAGGCUGGGCUGUGGACGUACUUAUGGGCGCGGUGGGUAUGAGCUACGAGGAUUCACUGAAGAUCCUCGAGUGCGUUUCGAUUCCUGAGCGCAUUAUUCUCUCUACCAAGCUGCUCGCCAAGCCUCUGCCCGAUACGUCGAAUGCCAUCAUCCGGAAUCCUAGCUCUAUACGAGAACAACUGGCUUCUCUCUCGCGUGCGCUCGCUUCCCUGUCCUCUUCGGGAACUUCGUCUCCCACUUCUCCUUCCACGCGUUCUGUCGCGUCGGGACAGGAGGCUCCGAAAUCAGAGCUGGACGAAGAUGUGCAGGGAGAAGACGAACUGGCCGACAUCAAGCGGCAAAUUGAGGCUUUGGUAAAAGGGAGCGAGGAGAGGAAAGCGGGAGUGAGGGAAUGGAGGAGGCUUAGAAUGAUUCCUCCUGGCAGUGUGGAGACAGGCGUUAUUAGAGGCUAUCUUGAAUGGCUGACGAGUCUGCCUUGGCCGGUCGAAGACCUCGCCGCACAGGGAGCAGAACACAGCGCCCUGGUUGACCCGGAAUUCGUCUCAAAGGCAAGGGAAAUACUGGAGAAGGAACAUUACGGGCUGGAUAAAAUCAAGAGAAGGUUGAUGGAGUAUCUUGUGGUGCUGCGACUAAAGGCACUGUCUCAUUCAAGCGUAACCUCGACUAGAGUCGUUGCCCAACCCAAUUCUCCCCCGGAUGCGCAGGCAGAACCUCUCUCUGCUACCCCCGCAAAGGCCACAGCGAUCAAAGCUCCCAUCCUGCUACUCGUCGGCCCUCCAGGCACGGGGAAGACAUCAAUUGCCUCUUCACUCGCUCGCGCCCUUCGCCGUCCCUUCGAGCGCAUCUCCCUCGGUGGUGUCAGAGACGAAGCGUCCAUCCGCGGCCACAGGCGGACAUACGUCGCUUCCGGCCCAGGGAUGAUCAUUUCAGCUCUGCGCAGGGCAGGGCGUCGGGAUGCCGUCAUUUUACUGGACGAAGUCGACAAGCUUGCCGGCAAAGGCGGGGUGAUGGGCGACCCUGCAGCAGCGUUACUCGAAGUUCUUGAUCCGGAGCAGAACGCAAAAUUCGUCGACCACUACCUUGGGAUCCCGUUCGAUCUCUCUCAAGUCACUUGGCUCGCUACGGCCAACACACUCGACGGAAUCUCCGCCCCUUUGUUAGACAGAUGCGAAGUCAUCCGUUUGUCGGGGUACACGGGCGCAGAGAAGCUGCACAUUGCCCAGCGGUAUCUGGUGCCCAAGCAGCUCACACAGAACGGGCUCAGUGACCAGGAAUGUGUUGUCCCGGAAGAGACGGUCAAAGCCGUCGUCAGGGGUUGGACGAGGGAAGCGGGCGUCAGGGGUUUGGAGAGACAGAUCGGGGCUGUCGUGAGGUGGAAAGCGGUGGAGCUUUCGGAGUCUGGCGUACCGGUUCAUCAGGGGGAGAGCAAGGGUGGAAACAAGAAGUCCUAUGACCCUGUCGUUAGACCUGAACAACUGCAGACAAUCCUCGGCCUGGGAAAGGAUGACCAUUCGGAGCUAGAUCGCACGGAGAAGGUCGGGGUUGUGUGGGGGAUGGUGUACACCGGCGAAGGGGAGGGAGGCCUGCUGAGCGUCGAGACUGUUCGGGUGCCGGGAGAUGGUAAACUCAGGUUGACCGGCAGCCUAGGCGAGGUCAUCAGAGAGAGUGGGGAGAUUGCGCUCAGUUGGGUCAAAUCCCAUGCUUUCGAGCUCGGUAUCACGGCUUCUCCCUCGCAAGAUCCACUCAAAGAGCCCGACUCGAUCGAUAUCCACCUGCAUCUUCCAGCGGGUGCGACGCGCAAAGACGGGCCCAGUGCGGGGAUCGCUAUGGUCUGCGCGUUCGUUUCUCUUCUCACGGGCCGCGUCGUCCCUUCCAGCAUCGCGAUGACCGGCGAGCUUACCCUUCGUGGGCAGGUCGACCCCGUCGGAGGGAUCAAGGAGAAAGUGCUAGGUGCACACAGGGCGGGAAUCAAGAAAGUCGUCAUGCCCGGCAGGAACCGAAGAGACGUCGAGAUGGACGUCGCUCCCGAAGUGAGGAAGCAACUUGAGUUUGUGUAUGUCGAGACGGUGGAAGACGUUCUAGAGGCCGCGUUUGGCAAGGGCGUGUUUUGGAAAGGACAUGCUUUUGUCGAGAGCAGGCUGUAGGUUGCGUGGCUGCGUUCGUCCUGUUUAUGCGCAAGUGUACUAUUCAAUCAAGAUAAUCCAUC
Dacryopinax primogenitus is the source of this 2798-nucleotide messenger RNA. RefSeq lists its product as uncharacterized. The transcript has 4 exons. Gene Ontology annotation, biological process: protein targeting to peroxisome; protein catabolic process; protein processing. Bases 1 to 2736 code for a protein of 911 amino acids. Gene Ontology annotation, molecular function: ATP binding; ATP hydrolysis activity; serine-type endopeptidase activity. The record is from RefSeq and is a predicted model, not a curated record. Lineage: Eukaryota; Fungi; Basidiomycota; Dacrymycetes; Dacrymycetales; Dacrymycetaceae. Gene Ontology annotation, cellular component: peroxisomal matrix.